Messenger RNA from Danaus plexippus (monarch butterfly), 1359 nucleotides. Its product is annotated as regulation of nuclear pre-mRNA domain-containing protein 1B. The record is from RefSeq and is a predicted model, not a curated record. NCBI's taxonomy places the organism in Eukaryota, Metazoa, Arthropoda, Insecta, Lepidoptera, Nymphalidae. The transcript has 6 exons. Gene Ontology annotation, biological process: mRNA 3'-end processing. The coding region runs from base 171 to 1229 and encodes 352 amino acids. Gene Ontology annotation, cellular component: RNA polymerase II, holoenzyme. Gene Ontology annotation, molecular function: RNA polymerase II complex binding.
CGAAACAUCAUCUUGAGGUUCAAGAAUCAAGUCUAGAAUUUUAACUUUUCAAACGUCAGUAUUCUGUACUUCACUUUUCAAUGCAAUUACGAAUUAGAAAUAUCUUUUUCUUCGAUUUAUGGUUCCUUUUGAGUGUUAAGUGCUAAUUACAUAACAGUUUAGUUUAUAAUAUGUCCGGUUUUACCGAAAAUGCGUUGAUUCGAAAGUUACAGGAACUUAAUUCAAGUCAACAAAGUAUACAAACAUUAUCACUAUGGCUAAUACAUCACCGUAAACAUCAUGCCGCUAUUGUUAAAACAUGGUAUAAGGAACUUCUGAAAGCUAAAGACAGCAAACAAGUAACGUUUAUGUACCUAGCUAACGAUGUUAUACAAAAUAGUAAGAAGAAAGGUCCGGAAUAUGGCAAAGAGUUUGGGGCCGUGUUAAUAGAUGCACUGAAGCACAUGGCAAAGACUGGUAUCAAUGCAAAAACGAAACAUGCACUACAUAGAAUAUUAAAUAUAUGGGAGGAGAGGGGUGUGUAUGAACCGGAAAGAAUACAGGAAUUCAAGGUUGCUGUUGAUCCAAAUGAUACUGAAGUUACGAAUGCUAAAAGAAAGGCUGUUGAUAUAGAAACAAAAGACAAUGUAAAAAAAUCUAGGCAGGAGGAGAAGACGAGGCAAAAAGAACAUAAAGAAAGAAGAAAAAGUGAUUCUAAACUUGAAUCAAAGGCUGGUUCUGAUGGACAUAAUGACAAUCAUUCAAGCAGCCCUAAGACACCACCAGGCGAUCCGCCGGAACCUGAAGAACUUAUCAAGGCCCUACUGGAACUUGAAUCCAGUGCUUCAAGCGAUGAAGCUGUCCGAGAACGUAUCGCCUCCCUCCCCCCAGAGGUUUCCGAAGUGCAAUUAUUAUCUAAGUUAGAAGAUAAAGAAUCAGCUCUAAGUCUUAGCGCUGUAGUUAAUUCAGCAGUAGAAUUACUGGCCGAGUAUAAUUUAAGACUAUCCGAAGAAUUGGAGAAACGGCGAAAGGUGGCAACCAUGUUAAGGGACUUUGAACAAGCACAGAGGGAACUUGCAAAGAAAGCUGAGGCUACCUUAGAGGAGUACAACAUAAAACUUCAAAAAAUCUACGAAGUGAAAGCCGAGGUGAAGUCUCAUAUAGAGAAUUUGCCAGAUGUUUCCCGCCUGCCUGAUGUUACAGGAGGUUUGGCGCCCUUACCCUCCGCUGGGGACCUUUUCAGUGUUUGAUACAUGACAACUUACAGUUGACGCCGCUGACAGUUGGCAGUAUUGACAGUUAACACGUAACAGUGGACUGUAACACCAUCAUAGCAUAGAAUAAAAAUAUUUUAAUAAUAAUAAAUAUUUGUUAUGUUUG